Molecule: messenger RNA, 2052 nt
Organism: Culicoides brevitarsis
Lineage: Eukaryota; Metazoa; Arthropoda; Insecta; Diptera; Ceratopogonidae
Product: DDB1- and CUL4-associated factor 11
Exons: 5
Coding region: 88-1704 (538 amino acids)
Biological process (GO): proteasome-mediated ubiquitin-dependent protein catabolic process
Cellular component (GO): Cul4-RING E3 ubiquitin ligase complex
Molecular function (GO): protein binding
Source: RefSeq, a predicted model, not a curated record
GAGCAAAACAAAAAAGAAGUUGCGAAAUCCAUUGCCAUUUAAAUCGUGUCUAAGGAGAUAUUCUGCGACGAAAAAACGGCCAACUAAAUGGGAAACAUGUCGGGAUCACAACAGGACGAUAGUGGCGACUCGGAUGUCUUCGAUUUGGACGGUCUGAGUGGCGAAAUGCUCAGCGAAAACUACUUGUUCUUCAUCUUCAGGCAGCUAGUGAAUAGGUACGGGGACUUGCACGGCUUGAGCACAGACGAGGAGGAACAAAUCCACUACCAAAACCCAAAGUUGCCAGUGAUCAAGAAGAAACCCAAUCUCGAGGUUUUACAGAGAAGCGAAAUUUAUCAGAGUGUUCGCGAGGCAUCGGGUUUGAAAAUGAAUGAAAAAAACGAGGAGGUGAAAAAUUCGUUGAUGCACAUGCUGGCACAUCGCCAAAGCUGCGGACCCUUCAAACGGAGCGCAAAAGUGAAUAUCGGGAACUUGUUUCUGCCAUCGUCAUCUAAACAUCUCAAAAAAUUGGCAGCCAAAGUGUUUUGUGGCGUGUAUUCGCGCGACGGGCAAUACUUUGUGACUGCCUCGCAAGACUCCUCGAUCCGAGUUUAUGACGCUUCGACACCAAAAUACCGACCAAUGAACCACAUUCAGGGCAAGCACGUGAACUGGUGCCUGCUCGACCUCAAUUUUAGUCACGACAACGAGUGGUACGUGUACUCGACGUGGAGCGAUUGUCUCCAUAUCAAUCGUCUCGAGGGCAACGACACCGAUGUCACAUGCCUUCAUCUGAAUCCCGACUUACAGAGGUUCGCGACGUUCUCGGCGACCUUUUCCAACUGCGGCAAAGAAAUUAUCGCGGGUUGCAACGAUUCCUGCGUUUAUGUCUAUGACGUCGCGGGCGACACUCGAAGCAUGCGAGUUCGCGUAACAGAUGGCGCUGACGUAAAUUGCGUCGGAUUCCUCAAUGACACGUCGGAAAUUUUCUUCAGCGGCACAGACGACGGAAUUAUCAAGAUUUGGGACAAACGGUGCUUGAACGAGACAGAUCCGCAACCAGCUGGCGUCUUGGUUGGGCAUUAUGACGGCAUCACGUUCAUCGAUUCACGAAAUGACGGAAGAUAUUUGAUCAGCAACUCAAAAGAUCAAAGUAUAAAGUUGUGGGAUUUGCGAGUUUUUUCGCCAAAGGAAGCGGAAGAAAAUGCCGUGCAACGGAACACGAACGGAUCGAUAUUGUGGGACUACAGAUGGGACAAAAUUCCGAAGAAUUAUUACAAUGUAACAAGGUGCUUGGAUGGAGAUACGAGUAUUAUCACGUACCGGGGGCAUCGGGUACAAAAAACACUUAUAAGGGCUCGAUUCUCGCCGCAAGCAACCACAGGGCAGCGAUACAUCUACACAGGUUGCGGAACUGGACGUUUAGUGAUAUAUGACAUGUUAACAGGAAAAAUCGUGAAAGCAAUCAAGUCGCACAAUGAAAUCGUCCGAGACGUUGCAUGGUCCCAAAAUCGCCCCGAGAUCCUCACCAGUUCUUGGGAUGGCUACGUAAACAUUGUGAGCCCUUCGAGAGAGACAGACACGACGCGCGAAAGUCGCAACAGCAAAAGAUUCCGGUCCGAGAAUCGAGAUGACGACAGCGACGAUGACGUGCCCGAGCCACAACCGCCUCUAAGACGAUCCAAACGUAUUGCACAACGCGUGGCGCAAUCCGAAAUACUCUAAAAUGCGGUGUUCGAUACUUAUUCGCGCUUAUCUCUUGAUAUUACGAGGAAGGGUUUCAUUCCGAAAACUGACUUACUUUUUAAUUUUAUAGUCUCCUUAUCUAAAUUUUUUAGUUUUUUAUGUAUGAUAGUCAAACGUUGCCUCAAAAAAACAAAAAAAAAAUAUUUUGGAAUGAUUUUUUAAUUAGAACAAAAAAUAACAUGAAACAUCGCAUAAAUAUGAAGAGAAAAAAAAAUGUUUUAAAGACAUUCAAUUUCUUAUGUUGGAUUUUGAUUGAAUCUAUAUGAAAUAUAUAUUGUAUAAGAAAUUGAUUGAAAUUAAGGGUUAUAUUGAAUAUUUAAUAAAUAA